AAUUAUGCUCACCCAUCAUUUAAACAAAAAGAGGAUGCUUUAUUUCAAAUUAUUAGCAGCGUGGGAAUUUUACCUGCAUCCAAUGAUCAUGUACCAAAUGGAUAUUUUUUAGAUGGACAUUCUGUAACUAAACCAUUCCGCCCACCUCUUUUAACUAAAAAACUUCUAUUGCACAUUAAUGCAACUAAACCUAUACCUACUCUUGGUG
This is a messenger RNA of Racocetra fulgida, 208 nucleotides long. Lineage: Eukaryota; Fungi; Glomeromycota; Glomeromycetes; Diversisporales; Gigasporaceae. The record is from the annotation of a GenBank genome assembly.